AUGUGCGACGACGAGGUUGCUGCUCUUGUAGUUGAUAAUGGAUCUGGAAUGUGCAAGGCUGGGUUUGCUGGAGAUGACGCUCCACGUGCCGUCUUCCCUUCCAUCGUAGGCAGACCCCGUCACCAAGGUGUCAUGGUUGGUAUGGGACAGAAGGAUUCGUACGUAGGAGACGAGGCUCAAUCCAAGAGAGGUAUCCUCACCCUGAAGUACCCCAUUGAGCACGGAAUCGUCACCAACUGGGAUGACAUGGAGAAGAUCUGGCACCACACCUUCUACAACGAGCUUCGCGUUGCCCCAGAAGAGCACCCCGUCCUCCUGACUGAGGCUCCCCUUAACCCCAAGGCCAACAGAGAAAAGAUGACCCAGAUCAUGUUUGAGACCUUCAACACCCCUGCUAUGUACGUCGCUAUCCAAGCUGUGCUCUCCCUGUACGCCUCUGGACGUACUACUGGUGUAGUGCUCGACUCUGGAGAUGGUGUUACUCACACCGUCCCUAUCUAUGAGGGUUAUGCGCUUCCUCACGCGAUUCUUCGCCUCGACCUUGCGGGCCGUGAUCUCACUGACUACUUGAUGAAGAUCCUCACUGAGCGUGGUUACUCGUUCACGACCACGGCUGAGCGUGAAAUUGUCCGAGACAUCAAGGAGAAGCUCUGCUAUGUCGCCCUCGAUUUCGAGCAAGAGAUGGCUACCGCUGCAUCUUCUUCCUCUCUAGAGAAAUCUUAUGAGCUUCCUGACGGACAAGUCAUUACUGUAGGAAACGAGCGAUUCCGUUGUCCGGAAGCACUUUUCCAGCCUUCUUUCCUGGGUAUGGAAUCUGCUGGUAUCCAUGAAACUUCAUACAACUCAAUCAUGAAGUGCGACAUCGACAUCCGUAAGGACUUGUACGCCAACACUGUUCUGUCUGGUGGAACAACGAUGUACCCCGGCAUUGCCGAUCGCAUGCAGAAGGAAAUUACUGCUCUUGCGCCAAGCACGAUGAAGAUCAAAAUCAUCGCUCCACCAGAGCGCAAAUACUCUGUUUGGAUUGGAGGAUCGAUUCUGGCAUCUCUCUCCACUUUCCAACAAAUGUGGAUCUCCAAACAAGAAUAUGACGAAUCUGGCCCAUCCAUUGUUCACCGCAAGUGCUUCUAG
Messenger RNA from Haemonchus placei, 1131 nucleotides. The record is from the annotation of a GenBank genome assembly. NCBI's taxonomy places the organism in Eukaryota, Metazoa, Nematoda, Chromadorea, Rhabditida, Trichostrongylidae.